Perkinsus marinus ATCC 50983 is the source of this 639-nucleotide messenger RNA. RefSeq lists its product as hypothetical. The record is from RefSeq and is a predicted model, not a curated record. NCBI's taxonomy places the organism in Eukaryota, Perkinsozoa, Perkinsida, Perkinsidae. The transcript has a single exon. Bases 1 to 639 code for a protein of 212 amino acids.
AUGAAGCUCCAGGAGGGUGAUGAUGAUGGUGAACUCGUGAGUAAGGCUAGGGCUGAAACAGAGUUGAAGAGGUUAGCUAAGAAGGCCGAAGAGGCUGAAGGAUUGGGAUUGUCCCGAGGGAACUUUUUGCCUCCGGGAGUCGAGCCAUUGGGGUUGGUGGAGUACGACGAGGAUGUCCAAUUACCACCCAAUGUCAACCCGGAUAUAUCAUCUGAGGAAGCGUCUAUGGACUCUUCUGAGGAGGAUGAUAUUGAAGAGAGAAGGAUAGUCGAUGUCUCCUUGCUUAGAGAACGCUUAGGCUUUGCUGAAGGGUUACGCUUUGGUAAAUUUCUAAGAGUUAAGCCACCUAAGAAUUCUGUUGUGAUUACUGUUGGAGAAGAUUAUGUGGGGAUGGCUAUAGUUCUCGAGCGCGAGGAAGAAGGUUAUGAAGAUAAGGUUCUCCUUCAACCGAUGAAGGUUGAGCUAUUUAACGGUUGCAUCACGGUUAAGAGGGUAGAGGAUAUUGAUUUGGUUCACGCCGAAUUAGAUUCUCUUAUUUAUGUGAGCCCGGACAGUCGUCACUGGACUCGCAGAAGGAGUAAGGAGGUGUUGCAACUACUGGAAGACAUCGACGGUUGGGGCCAUGGCUCCAUUAUAUAA